AUGAAUAAUUAUCCCAUUUCAGAUUUUAUUGUUUCUGAUCCCGAUACUCGUCAACUUUUAGACGAAUUCGAAAAAAAAAUACAGUAUGAUCACCCAUCUACUCCUUGCGCCUAUUGUUCUAUCCUAAUGAUGAGCACUGCUGCGAAAUGGGUUGAUUAUGACCCUGAUGAAACUUACGACCUAACGACAGCAUUCCCCAAACUUCAGCUACCUUUGCCAGCAAUACCUGAAAAAAUCAACGCGGUUCCAAUGGUGCUUCAUCAGACUAUCAAAGAAUAA
This is a messenger RNA of Entrophospora sp. SA101, 279 nucleotides long. Lineage: Eukaryota; Fungi; Glomeromycota; Glomeromycetes; Entrophosporales; Entrophosporaceae. The record is from the annotation of a GenBank genome assembly.